UCAUUGUGGUAAAAAUGAAGUUUAUCGAGGCCAUCGUAUUUUUUGUGGGCGUUGUAAUCUGCCACGCCCACCACCCGCAUGACAGUCAAGCGAUUCGGUGGAGUGAUCUAAAAGAGUGCAUCGUAGCUUCAGGAUCAGAUCCUUCCGACAUAGUCGAAUACCUGUAUGAUGACUAUCAAAAAUAUACCGAGCUAAAUUAUCAGUGGAAUCUUAUCCAUGAGAGAAAGUACCCUCGUGGAUAUUUUACUGUCAGAAGUGCCGCCGAUGUCCAGUCUGCCGUUCGCUGCGCUACAGAACGAGGGGUCAGGAUUAUUGUCAGGAUUCAGGGGUGGCCACUCUUACGAAGAAUAUUCAUUUGGGGACAACACUACCUUUAUUGUCGAUCUCCGACACAUGUUUGAAAUGUAUGUCAGUCCAGAUCGUUCUUGGUUCAGUAUCGGUGCCGGAGCCCUUCUUGGACAAAUAGCUUAUCCACUGCUGGAACAGUACAACUUACUAACACCUCACGGCACGUGCCCAACCGUCGGUAUUACUGGUUUAGCAACAGGAGGAGGUUACGAGAACAUGUCCAAACUACACGGUCUUACUGUCGAUAACAUUCUCGAAGUCGAAAUAGUUAGUCCGAAUGGGUCCCAGUUAAUCGUCAACGAACAGACCUACCCAGACUUGUUUUGGGCCCUUCGUGGCGCAGGUUCAGAUUCAUUCGGGAUCAUCACGAAACUUACCUUCAAGGCAUACCAGGCACCAGUGUUGGUCACCGCGGGCGAAAUUAUCUACCCAUGAAGCCAGUUUGUAGAGGCGUUUAUCCAGUGGCAACUGCUCGUCAGGGACUAUUUAUCAUCGAGAGACACAAAUACAAAGUUAGCCAUUAAGGACGGUACCGUGGUCGUGGAAGCGUUUGACAUUCAGGUUGGGACAUGUACCAUCGAUGUUGGGGUAUUCUAAGCUAAAAUCUAUGUAAAAAAUAUUGAAAUAUUGAAAAAUAAGUUCGAUAUACUUCGAUAUUUCGAGAUCUCGAAAAUUCGAGAUCCCAUUUAAACCCCAUGUUAAAAUAUCGAAAUAUCGAAGUAACGAACUAAAUUCGAUUUUACAUGCCCUAAUUAAGGAAUCAGAUGACAAUGCGGCAGAAGCAAUACAACGAGUUAAUCACAUCCUUAACAAAUUUCCUACCACGUCGUUAAACACCACAUCUGUCAUUGCCGAUAGAUACGUUGACUUUAUAUUUCGCGCGUCACAUCCGAACGAUGUUGGCAUUGAGGAUCCGAGCCAGCUCCCGAAUGUGACAAGGGAGAUGUUUACUUGGCGUAAUUUCCACGCAAAGUAGUUCUUUGUUAGUAACCUAAUCGAGAUUGCGGAUGCUUUAAGACUGUACAACCUCCUUGUCGAGACGCUAGACGAGUUCCAAGACAUCAUCAUAGAAAUGUAUGCGUUCGGCGGUGCGAUCAAUGACAUGACCCCUCUCGACACGUCGUUCAACCAUCGGAACGGAAUCUUGUACUUGGUCCAAGCCUUCCACAAUGGAAAGGCCACGCUGAACCCGUACCAUCCCUCGUUAGACUGGCUGACGAGAUUUUAUGAAUGGACCAAACUUGUCUUUCACCAUACGGAAUCCUAUCAGAAUUAUGCGGAUGGAACGAUGCCCGACUACUUGGAGCGGUACUACGGUUCAAACCUGGAUGGAUUAAAAGAGAUAAAGAGAAAAUAUGACCCCCAAAAUAUUUUUUGGCAUCCGCAGUCAAUCCCGGUAUAAUUUGUAUUUUCACAAACACAAU
Molecule: messenger RNA, 1772 nt
Organism: Folsomia candida
Lineage: Eukaryota; Metazoa; Arthropoda; Collembola; Entomobryomorpha; Isotomidae
Product: xylooligosaccharide oxidase-like
Exons: 3
Coding region: 217-783 (188 amino acids)
Molecular function (GO): FAD binding
Source: RefSeq, a predicted model, not a curated record